AUGGCGCUGCUGCCCUUGCUGGUGGCCCUCUUCCCUCCAGCCUCAUACCCCAAGCCAUGGCUGGGGGCUCAACCAGGUGCAGUUGUGACUCCCGGGAUCAACGUGACCUUGACGUGCCGGGCUCCCCGACCCCAGCCCGCCUGGAGGUUCGCACUCUUCAAGGCUGGAGAGAUCACCCCAGUGCUGCUCCGGGAUGUGGCGGCACAGCUGGCGGAGUUCUUCCUGGAGGAAGUGACCCAGGCCCAGGGGGGGAGUUACCGCUGUUGCUACAGGAAGCAAGAGUGGGAGCCAGGGGUCUGGUCCCCACCCAGUGAUGCCCUGGAACUGCUGGUGACAGGUGAGGCCCCGCCACUCCCGGGAAGGAAGGUUGGGCAAUCUACUUCCGUAGUGAUACGCUGCGCGGGCCGCGUGGGCGGCAUGAGCUUCGCGCUGUACCGCGUGGGCGCCGCGGCGCCGCUGCAGUUCCGCGACUCGGCUCAGGCCUGGGCCGACUUCCGGCUGCCCGCCGCCCGCGCCCCCGGCACCUACAGCUGCUACUACCACACGCCCUGGGCGCCCUACGUGCUGUCGCAGCGCAGCGAGCCGCUGGUCGUCAGCUGGGACGGCGCGUCACCCGCCGACUACACCCGGGGGAACCUCGUCCGCCUGGGGCUGGCCGGCCUGCUCCUCCUCGGCCUGGGCGCCUUGCUGGCUUUUGACUGUCGCAGCGCGACCUCCGCCCCGGGUGGCAUCCGGCCCUGA
Orycteropus afer afer is the source of this 741-nucleotide messenger RNA. The record is from RefSeq and is a predicted model, not a curated record. Lineage: Eukaryota; Metazoa; Chordata; Mammalia; Tubulidentata; Orycteropodidae.